Nerophis lumbriciformis (worm pipefish) is the source of this 3673-nucleotide messenger RNA. It is a transcript of the gene gfra4b, whose product is annotated as GDNF family receptor alpha 4b. Gene Ontology annotation, biological process: nervous system development. Gene Ontology annotation, cellular component: signaling receptor complex; external side of plasma membrane. NCBI's taxonomy places the organism in Eukaryota, Metazoa, Chordata, Actinopteri, Syngnathiformes, Syngnathidae. The record is from RefSeq and is a predicted model, not a curated record. Gene Ontology annotation, molecular function: signaling receptor activity.
GACCGCAGGCUGAGGAUCACCUGACUGGAUUCUAGCACUUUCCAAAACAGCCAACCAAAACGACGACUUGACGACCUAGAAGAGAACAAUAAUAUUCAUAUUUUUAUUAUUAAUAGUAAUAAUACAAUGCGCGUCUCGGCGCGUAGUUGAACGGCUGCGUUAAGGUGCGCGUUUACAGCAAGGAAAAAACAUCAUUUUGUGCGGAGAAAAUGGACCUUUGGGGUUUUUUUCUGCUCCACCUCACAACUUCAGCUCUGUUUGAGGUCAUACUGGCCGGCAGGGACUGCUUGAUGGCCGGAGACUCCUGUUCGAGCGACGACACCUGCAGUCCGCGCCUUCGCACUCUGCGCCAGUGCGUAGCUGGCAACGGCAGUAUGAAGCUGGGCCCUGGCGCCAGGAGCCAGUGCGCCAAUGCAGUGUCAGCCCUGCUGUCGAGCCCUCUGCAUGGCUGCCAGUGCAAAAGGGGCAUGAAAAAGGAGAAGAACUGCCUAAGCAUCUACUGGAGCCUUCACCAGUCCAUCAUUCAUGGCCUCAACUUGGUGGAGAGUUAUCCCUACGAGACGGUGCAGAGGGAUUACGACUACGUCCGCUUGGCCUCUAUCACAGCAGACUCAGAUGUCGGCAUGUCAACGGUGAACCGCUGUCUCGACGCAGCCAAGGCUUGCAACGUGGACGACCUGUGCCAGAAGUUCCGCACGGAUUACGUCUCGGCCUGCAUCAGACCCACAGCUAAAUCCGGUCUGUGCAACCGGGCCAAAUGCAACAAGGCCCUGCGCAGGUUCUUUGACCGCGUCCCGGCGGACUACACCCACGAGCUGCUUUUUUGCCCCUGCACGGACACGGCCUGCGCGGAACGACGACGGCAGACCGUUGUGCCCAGCUGCUCAUACGAAAGCGCGGUGAAGCCCAGCUGUGUUACGCAGAGGAGGAUCUGUGAGGCUGACUAUGUGUGCAGGUCUCGCCUGGCUCAGUUUCAGUACGACUGCGAGCCCUCUGAAGAGUCUGCCAGCGGUUGCAAGCAAAGAAACUACGGAGCCUGCCUCCUCGCCUACACAGGCCUCAUUGGAAGUACCAUAACACCCAACUACAUCGACAACGCCACAUCCAGCGUGGCUCCAUUUUGCUCCUGCGUGGCCAGCGGCAACCAGAGGCAAGAAUGCGACGACUUCGUGGGCUACUUCACACACAACAUCUGUCUCAAGAACGCCCUCCAGGCGUUUGGAAGUCAAUCUGACCGGCGGCCUACACCGGGCCCAUCCGGUGCAACAAGCAGAGAAAGCCGGAGCACAACUUCCCCACCCGAAACCAUAGUAACCAUGCGGAACAUUCUGGAUACAAAAAUACCCACGCAGGCCGUAGGAAAUGAACUCCUGGUAGCCCAGUCUACCUUGCCGUCCAACGGCCUUCCGAAUUCGGCGGGCCCUCUCCAGCUCCUGCCUCCGGCGGCCGUCAGCCUUCUGUUAUUUCGCUUGCUCGACGGCGUACACUAAAGACCGCGAGGGUGCACCCCCCCCCCCUCGAAAUGGAGGCAGUUCGCGGACCGUGCAGCUACUCCGUCCCUCAUGAAAAUGUACAGUGAUUCUAUUUUUGUGUCUAGGUAGCGGAACGGACGCUUAACCCCGAAGAGAAUACAUUUGUGCACAGUUGAUGCCAAAAAGGAGCGUGAGCGAGCUCUGGGCUACUCUGCGUUUUCCAGUCAACGUGAACCUAUAACACAGCUGUGUCCGUGUGUGUGUGUGUGUGUGCGUGUGUGUGUGUGUGUGUGUAUGUGUGUAUGUGAUACAAUGAUGUGAAGUAUGUGAGUAGCUGAGGGCAUCAACAGGAGCUCUUGUGUGGAACAUUGUGAGUCAGUGUUUAGAGAGCAUGGGGCUUUAAUAGCACUCUCCUCAAGUGACUGCAAGAGGACCAUUAUUUCUGAUCAAUACGGGGGGAAAGGGGUUGCGGCAAGACAAUAGAGCAACAUUUUACUCAAGACGCUGCGGACAGACGCUCGGAUUCCUCAUUGUCCCGCAGCGCUAUCUGGCAGAGAGUGCAUAAGACAAACCUCGACAUUGUGAUCACGCUUUCCAUCAGGACCCAUGGCGUUUGUCCAACACCUCGCUGUAAUUGUUGGCGCUUAAGCUACAGUAUAAAACAAAUUGACGUUCUUAAAAGUGCACCCCCCCCCAUGAAAAAAAGACCAUUUACCCUGGAAAUAAAAGGCAGAGUCUGGUGUGGAUGAACUUGACUGGCCUGCACAGAGUCCUGACCUGAACCCGAUAGAACAACUUUGGGAUGAAUUAGAACGGAGACUGAGAGCCAGGCCGUCUCGACCAACAUCAGUGCGUGAUCUCACCAAUGCGCUUUUGGAAGAAUGGUGGAAAAUUCCUAUGAACACACUCCGUAACCUUGUGGACAGCCUUCCCAGAAGAGUUGAAGCUGUAAUAGCUGCAAAUGGUGGACCGACAUAAUAUAGAACCCUAUGGGUUAGGAAUGGGAUGGCACUUCAAGUUCAUAUGUGAGUCAAGGCAGGUAUAAAUAGUAUAAUUUGUCUAUUAAAUUGUGAUAAGUACACCUCUGCAUAACAUUGUUCCCUUAUUAAACAAAACAAGAAAAAUAUAGAUCGACUGGUGGGAAACUCUCUCUCUCUCUCUCUCUCUCUCUCUCUCUCUCUCACUCUCUCUCUCUCUCCCCUACCCUAUAAACAUUAUUUCUGAUCAAUACGGGGCCAAUUGCAGGGGCCAGCAAGACAAUAGAGCAACAUUUUACUCAAGAAGUUGCGGACAGAUGCUCGGAUUCCUCAUUGUCCUGCAGCGCUAUCUGGCAGAGAGUGCAUAAGACAAACCUCGUGAUCACGCUUUCCAUCAGGACCCAUGGCAUUUGUCCAACCCCUCACUGUAAUUGUUAGCGCUUAAGCUACAGUAUGAAAAAAAAAAACCCUGGAAAUAUAAGGGUCUGGAUAGAAGUGGCUCCAUGGACAAAACGUAACAAUGAGUGGAAUAACUUUUGAAUUGUUAUGGUGGACGCCGUAAAAUACACACGCUGAGAUUUGAAGGAUGUGAAAGGAUUCCACGGACGGUUCUGUAUUGUCUGUUGUGGGUACCUUCAUCAUUUCUGCAAAAUAAAACAAAAGUUCUCAAAGUUUUUGCUUGCAAAGCACCGUUUAAUGGAUGGUCAUCUGGUUCACAGUUGAUGGAGGAGUAUGAAAAGAAGGCCAUCGAUUUAUUACUCAUGGAUGUUCAAUAGGUUCACCUAUUACCAAGAUGGCGGAGUUGGUGUGUUACCCUCUGAAAUGUCCUCAUUCUUUUCCACAAUGACUGAAUUUGUCCGGAACAAAAAAGCUUUGUCAAAACAAGCACCAUUACUGUGUUGCUUGUAGGGAUGGGUGCCUUUCAAUCGGUAUUAUUACUAUUACCCUUUUGUGUGUUAAUGUGGCAAUAAAUGUUACCGUAAUCUGUUUAUUGAUAUAAUCUAUAUUUUGUUUUACUAUGGAAUUUAACACCAAGCUGAUAUUGGUAACUAUGUUGUCCAUAUCUUGUUUCUUCACACUUCAUAGUCUCAUUUGCCAGUAUGCAUUCAUUUCAGUCCUAGGUAAGAAGGUACCAAAUUUUCCGGACUAUAAGGCGCAAUUAAAUUAUUUUUUUUUUCUCAAAACUCGACAGUGCGCCUUAUGUAAGCCAUUUUAUUUGGUGCA